Messenger RNA from Histoplasma mississippiense, 1005 nucleotides. RefSeq lists its product as hypothetical. NCBI's taxonomy places the organism in Eukaryota, Fungi, Ascomycota, Eurotiomycetes, Onygenales, Ajellomycetaceae. The record is from RefSeq and is a predicted model, not a curated record. Bases 1 to 1005 code for a protein of 334 amino acids. Gene Ontology annotation, biological process: secondary metabolite biosynthetic process. The transcript has 5 exons.
AUGGCGGUACAACUUCCACAGCUUCCUGAUGUCGAGAGGUUGAGCGACAGGGUAAUCCGGAUCCUGGGUGGAAAUCCGGGAAAGGUAUUCUUAGGCAUCUCCCAUACAAAUCCAGAAAACACCCGAGAAUGUGUUAUCUUGAUUUUUCUUCACGUCUUCAUUUAUGCCAUGAAGCGAGCUGUUCUUAGAGUAACCAUCCCACUGGCCCUUUCCCCAAGGACCAAUACAUACCUCAUCGGUCAAUGCCAUGAGCGUAUCCUCAUCGACACAGGGGAAGGUCGUCCAAGCUGGACCGAAAACCUCAAGGCUGCCCUGAAAAAUGAAAACGCCACCAUAAGAACCGUCCUCUUAACACACUGGCACCAUGAUCACGUUGGGGGUGUGCCCGACCUGCUCAAGAUCUGCCCUGACGCAAUGAUACACAAGAGCCAGCCUGAUGCAGAGGGCCAGUUAGAUAUCGAGGACGGGCAGAUAUUUCAAGUCGAGGGCGCAACGUUGCGAGCGUAUAGCACACCUGGCCAUACGAAAGAUCACAUGGUAUUCAGGCUCUGCGAGGAGGAUGCGUUGUUUACGGGGGACAACAUCCUCGGGCAUGGCACCUCCGUUUUCGAAGAUCUAGAGGUCUACCUCUCGACCCUCGAAAAGAUGAAGUACUAUUUCUCCGGCCGCGCCUACCCGGGCCAUGGAGCUGUGAUCGCGGAUGGAAACUUGAAGAUAACCGAGUACAUCAAGCACCGACAACAGCGGGAGGAUGAAGUGCUGCAAGUGUUGGCGUACGGUAGUUUAACGGCUGAGAGAGACGGGCCGUCAUCCCCGGUUAACGGGGAGGAACUUCGACGCUGGACGCCGAUGGAACUGGUGAAAGUCAUCUAUCGUGAGGUCCCGGUGACUUUACAUGUCCCGGCUUCGCAGGGGGUGUUUCAGAUUUUGAAGAAGUUGGAGAGGGAAGGAAAGGUUGUGACGGGAGAGAGUGACGGGGAAGACCGGUUUAUGAUCGUUCUGUGA